CACACACCACACACACACACACACACCCUUGUAUUCCCAAAGCCUGACUCAGCCUACAGCACUUCAGAGCUGAUAAUAAAUAUAUGUUGAAUGAGUGAAUGAAUGAAAACGCCAGAAAGAUGAAACAAGUGUUCCCAGGGGACCAGGGCUUCCUUCUCACAUCAGAUGUGACGGAAUCUGGGGACGCACAAUGACCAGUUGCGUCUAAGCAGGCACUGGGGGACUUUUAUUCAGGUGAACCACGGGAUGCAGUGAACAUCUAAGAGCAGUUCACACACCUAGGGCCGUCGUACAUGCUGUGAUUUCAGAGAUGUGUCUAGACUGUGAGCUGUGCCCCAGAACUUCCUAAUAAGUCCUGGAAACUUUCUUCUGAUUUCUUCCAGAAGUUUUUAGUCUUUUGCUCAACUCCUAAAGUAAGUCUGAACACCCAGUUCAGUCUGGAAAGAGUCUCAAGCCACAAAAAACAUAAGUUACUUCUUGGAUUGCAUUAGAGAUCCGAACUGCCAGGAUCCUGCUUUCUAAAACAUCGCUGGAUCCUGCCACAGUUUGCAAAGGUCUACGGAGGGGCUCAGACUCCCCAGCUCACCACCGUCACCCGUUUUCUCCCCCUCUGUUCUCACACUGGCUUCAGAGCCCCGUGGACACUCUGGGUCUGCGCUUUCUUCCCGGGCCUGUCCCCACCUGGAUGCCUCCCCCGUUUGUUUGCCUGUGGAAGUCCAGUUUCAUCUGCCAGCUCUGGCAGGCCGCGCUAAGCACGCUCAACCCCAACCCCACGGACAGCUGCCCCCUCUACCUGAACUACGCCACCGUGGCCGCCCUGCCCUCGCGGCUGAGCCGGCACAACAGCCCCUCGGCCGCGCACUUCGUCACCCGGCUGGUGCGGACCUGCCUGCCGCCGGGAACGCACCGCUGCAUCGUGAUGGUCUGUGAGCGGUCCGACGCCUUCGCCUCCGCCUGCGCCCUGGCCCGCGCCUUCCCGCUGUUUACCCACCGCUCGGGUGCUUCGCGGCGCCCAGAGAAGAAGACGGUCACCGUGGAGUUUUUCCUGGUCGGACAAGACAACGGGCCUGUGGAAGUGUCCACUUUGCAAUGCUUAGCGAGCGCCACGGAAGGUGUACGGCUGGCCGCCCGCAUUGUGGACACACCCUGCAAUGAGAUGAACACAGACAACUUCCUCGAGGAGAUUAAGAAAGUUGGAAAAGAUCUGGGGAUCGCCCCAACCAUCAUCCGGGACGAGGAGCUGAAGACAAGAGGAUUUGGAGGAAUCUACGGGGUUGGCAAAGCUGCCCUCCACCCCCCAGCUCUGGCCAUCCUCAGCCACACCCCGGACGGAGCCACCCAGACCAUUGCAUGGGUGGGCAAAGGAAUCGUCUACGACACCGGGGGUCUCAGCAUCAAAGGGAAGACCACCAUGCCGGGCAUGAAGAGAGACUGUGGGGGCGCUGCAGCCGUCCUGGGGGCCUUCAGAGCCGCUGUCAAGCAGGGUUUCAAGGACAACCUACACGCGGUGUUCUGCCUGGCGGAGAACGCGGUGGGGCCCAAUGCAACCAGGCCGGAUGACAUCCACCUGCUGUACUCAGGAAAGACCGUGGAAAUCAACAACACGGACGCUGAGGGCAGGCUGGUGCUGGCGGACGGCGUGUCCUAUGCCUGCAAGGACCUGGGCGCUGACAUCAUCCUGGACAUGGCUACGCUGACCGGAGCGCAGGGCAUUGCCACCGGCAAGUACCACGCAGCCGUGCUCACCAACAGCGCCGAGUGGGAGGCGGCCUGCGUGAAGGCCGGGCAGAAGUGUGGGGACCUGGUGCACCCGCUUGUGUACUGUCCUGAGCUGCACUUCAGCGAGUUCACCUCGGCCGUGGCAGACAUGAAGAACUCGGUGGCGGACCGGGACAACAGCCCCAGCUCCUGUGCUGGCCUUUUCAUUGCCUCACACAUCGGCUUCGACUGGCCCGGGGUCUGGGUCCACCUGGACAUCGCCGCGCCUGUGCACGCCGGUGAGCGCGCCACCGGCUUCGGCGUGGCCCUCCUGCUGGCGCUCUUCGGACGAGCCUCUGAGGACCCGCUGCUGAACCUGGUGUCCCCACUCGGCUGUGAGGCAGACGCCCAGGAGGGGGACACGGAGAGGGACUCCAAGAGGCGCAGGCUCGUGUGAGGCUGGCCGCCUUCCUGGCCCAGCCACGGAGGGCCCGGUUUCACUUUGCACUGAUUAAUUUUAAGCAGUUGAAAGAUUAUACCUUAAGGUGGGCUUUGGUUUGUUUUUGUUUUUAGUUGUCAUGGUAAUGGAAUUGGUUCCUUCUUAUGUAUUAGAAGACAGCUUAGGGGUUGGUGGGGCCCUGGGGCUGUUUCUGUUUGGGUUGCCAGCCAGCUUCUGCAAACGGUGCUCUCUCCAGAGGCCUCCGCGUGACCUUGGGCCCCAGGAUGCAUGAGUGGCCCCAUCGCUUUUGGCCUGGUGGCCCUCCUGCAUCCAUCCACUUGGUGGCCAAGGUGGGUGCCCGUGGCCCUGUUUCUAGCCCCAGGCCCCACGCAUGGCACCCACAUUAGAGAGCCCAGGCCUGUUCCCCAGCCAGGGCUGCCACUGUCUCCAGAUAACACACCCCCUUUGAAAGGAUGGAGGUGACUUGCUUUGGGGACCCAAUUUUAUAGAACAAGAGAAGUCUGUGCUCUGGCCCCUUAGAAUUCACCAGCAGUUGAAUUAAAUAUGGCUGUACCAUACCUCA
Hipposideros armiger (great roundleaf bat) is the source of this 2720-nucleotide messenger RNA. It is a transcript of the gene NPEPL1, whose product is annotated as aminopeptidase like 1. Lineage: Eukaryota; Metazoa; Chordata; Mammalia; Chiroptera; Hipposideridae. Gene Ontology annotation, molecular function: manganese ion binding; metalloaminopeptidase activity. The record is from RefSeq and is a predicted model, not a curated record. The transcript has 13 exons. Gene Ontology annotation, cellular component: cytoplasm. The coding region runs from base 686 to 2155 and encodes 489 amino acids. Gene Ontology annotation, biological process: proteolysis.